CAGCGGAAAUGCAUCACUGGGCAUAUAAGCAAGGAUCCAUGAAGCAUUUCUCUUCUUUCCAUCCCCCAUCCCAGAUUGACAAAGCCAUCUUGCUGUCAUUCACAAACAAACACCAGCUCUGGCGAAAACCCUCACACACCACAACCAACAUCCCGCAUACUGCCCACCAUGGUUCCCCAAGCCAUCUCUGGUUUCUUCUCCCCUCUUAGCAAAGAGAGUCUCAAAUUCGGCGUCACACCCACGAGUUCCCGCACCCUCCACCCCAUUCUCGCCAAAGCCGAGACCAUCUACGAAACCAAACCCGACGGGUUCAUCCUCACGUCUGUCGUCUAUGGGGCGGAAGGUGACAUUCCCGAUAUCUUCAUCGAGGUCUGCUCCCCUCGUGCCUCUCACCAAUCCUACAAAGAUCGCCACGACGCCCUCGUCAUUCAACGAAUCCUGAACCUUGUGGCCAAGAACGCUCUUGCGUCCGCCACCGAGGAGGGCAAGGGCAUCUACCGCACCGCCCGCCAGGCCAAGCAGGCCGUCCACCAAGCCAUCAAAGACCUCCAUGGCAUUCACGGCAAGGCUGGAUACUUUCGCUUUGCCCAUGUCCACUUCAGGUCCUUUGACAAGCUCAAAGAGGCCAGAAUGGCCACCAAACCCUACAUCACCCAGGGGCAGGGCGCGAGCGUGAACCUGGAGCAGGCAUGCCAGCAGGUGAUGAAUGGCUUGAAGUCCACUAGGCAAGCUUUGGAGAGAGAGUGGUCCGAGCAGAAGCAGAGAAGGAUGCUGUUUGCGGAGAAGAAGAGGAAGUUGGACAUGGAUUUGUUGGAGGACGGGAGAACGGCUCGCUGGAUUCAGGAAUCGUCUUUUGAAUCCUGUCUUUCUUCUGUUAGCUUCUUUUCACCGCCUCCAUCUUACCGUAGCCAGUCUUGCGUAUACUAAAGAGAUGCUGAAAGAGGUGGAAUGGCUUAGACGGAAU
This is a messenger RNA of Cryptococcus amylolentus CBS 6039, 964 nucleotides long. RefSeq lists its product as hypothetical. The coding region runs from base 169 to 927 and encodes 252 amino acids. The transcript has 2 exons. The record is from RefSeq and is a predicted model, not a curated record. NCBI's taxonomy places the organism in Eukaryota, Fungi, Basidiomycota, Tremellomycetes, Tremellales, Cryptococcaceae.